UAACUAUCACCGGCCGUCGCAUUUUCGAAGUGACGAUGAAAGCACAAGCCAGUACGGUCAUCGUUCUCCGUCUAGGAGCACUAGUGCCCCUAAGGUCGUCUCCGCGAACAUCAACAUGAUACACGGACAAAUUAGUUACUCUGGCCGGUCCCGGGCAUACUCGAGCUCUGGCAGCUCGAGCAGCGACCGGGAACACACGCACCAUCGAGAUCACCACAGCACAUACGAUCGAUAUCGCGACCACAAUCCGUCCAGCUCCAGAUCCCGACAUCACGACCACGGUCGCGCCCGUAGCGGUGACCACGAUCGUGUUACCAGACUGUUAUAUGUCGACGAUACACCCGAUACCGCGGAUGUUAGUCACAUGCGGUAAGUCCGUUGUCGCAAUGUUUGUCAUUAUGCGCUAAUGCACGCCUCAGCGAUGGUGCCAUCAAAGAUGAAACCUCCACGCCUUCCGAGCAUCGCUCGCGAGAAAGCCGAAGCGAAUCCUACCCGCACUCGUCACUUCCGAGAUGAUCACCUAUAUACAAGGAGACGCGAACACUAUCGUUGACCCGCCAUGCUCCUAGACGAUGGAGGGGUUGCUGAUAUGUUUGACACAAAUGUUUCCCCAAACAUCCAAUGUUUAUGUCCCACGUCCCGAUCCACUAGGUUUACCCCCCGAAAAAAGGAUACAAUCA
Messenger RNA from Punctularia strigosozonata HHB-11173 SS5, 680 nucleotides. RefSeq lists its product as uncharacterized. The record is from RefSeq and is a predicted model, not a curated record. The coding region runs from base 116 to 373 and encodes 85 amino acids. Lineage: Eukaryota; Fungi; Basidiomycota; Agaricomycetes; Corticiales; Punctulariaceae. The transcript has 3 exons.